Molecule: messenger RNA, 1368 nt
Organism: Saccharomyces kudriavzevii IFO 1802
Lineage: Eukaryota; Fungi; Ascomycota; Saccharomycetes; Saccharomycetales; Saccharomycetaceae
Gene: GYP6
Product: GTPase-activating protein GYP6
Exons: 1
Coding region: 1-1368 (455 amino acids)
Biological process (GO): activation of GTPase activity; intracellular protein transport
Molecular function (GO): GTPase activator activity
Source: RefSeq, a predicted model, not a curated record
AUGAAGGAUGUCUUACAAUGGGCAAUUGACCACUACGAGACGAGGGAUCAACUGAUCCAGAAAGGGAUUUGGAAAGGUGAACUCUAUCACGACUCCAUCUUUAAAGAAAACAGCAGAGGCUGGCUCUGGAAGGCUCUGCUGCUGUGCGAUGAGAACAACAAUUGUUUGCUGACUGAGAAUCUUAAGCAGUUGGACCUUAACCAACUCGGACUGGUACCGGUGCCUAUCCUGGCGGAUGACGAAAAUGAUGACAACAAGCAUGGGACAAAAAAUCCGGAGAGGGUUUUGCACUCGAACGUUUCGUCUUCACUGGGGAUCAGAAGGCUGACUCCCAUCGAGGCUGUUGAAAAUCAUCCCCUGUCCGGUAACAGUGCCAGGACUGCAGGCUCUUUGCCCAAUGGAAGGGAGGAAAAGCCAUUGACACUCAGAGAAACUCUGGAAAUUAUAGAUCUGGACCUCUCAAGGAUAAUGCUCGACGACAUAUUCCAGGAAGCCAAAGUUCAUGCUCAGAUGCGACAGCUCCUAUACAACUACUUGCUUAUUCAUCAGAACGAGCACCUACAGUACAAGCAAGGGUUCCACGAAAUAUUAAGCGUUAUCUAUCUGCAACUAUACCAUGGCAGCGAUCUCGAUAAUACCAGUUUGCAAAACGUUCUGAUUAUCUUCAAUAAGCUAAUGAAUCAAAUCGAACCGAUUUUUUACAAUGAAGAAAAUCUGAUCAGCUGGGAUAAGAGGAUAUUCACUAAAAUAUUCAAGAUUUGUUUGCCCGACUUAUUCACCAAGAUUUUUUACCAACCACCAAAGACGGAGAACGGAAGGAAGAAAAAAACAAACCAGUUGGUUCAUUCCAACUUAAUCUGGCUUAUCCGAUGGACAAGGCUGUUAUUUUUGAGGGAAUUGCCCCUGAGAAACGUGCUGAUUGUCUGGGACCACGUCUUGACGUUCAACUACCCCUUAGAAGUCUUUAUUGCAUGUUUCAUCAUCACACUCUUUCUUUCUAUAUACGAUGAACUUCACGCGCUCGUAAACCAAGAUGACUACGAACAUACCAACAAUAAUGACGAAUUUAUCGAGUUGAUUUUGCACUUCAAGAACAUUUUCCAGAAAGAAAAUGCGAGUAAGAAUGAUGAAGAUUUUUUAGAACUAUGUAGGAUCACGGGAAACUUAUCCGAAUUAUGGUACGGCAAAAACCAUGACGAUAUGAGAUUGAUUUGUGACACCUUUAUAAACGCGAAGUUUGGCAUCAAGACUAGUAGUAUCUCGAGCAUGGAAAUCGCAAAAACGACUAUCGACCCCAAUAGACAAUCGCUAGAAAAUAAACUAAGAGAAAGGGUCAGACAAACAAUUUUGAGAAACAAAAAAAAAUGA